Messenger RNA from Trichoderma asperellum CBS 433.97, 1016 nucleotides. RefSeq lists its product as uncharacterized. Lineage: Eukaryota; Fungi; Ascomycota; Sordariomycetes; Hypocreales; Hypocreaceae. The record is from RefSeq and is a predicted model, not a curated record.
AUACUUUUGCAUGCCAUGAUUCUCAUGAAACAUGACGCUUGUCCCCUCUCUCCAUGAUUUAAAACAUCACGCUUAUAAACGCCUAUUCCAUAUUAAAGAAUAGAUUCUAGUAAAACAUGGAAGUCGAAUAUACUGCAGAUACUCCCAUCCAACUGAAAGAGUCCAAGCACGCUCUUCAGCUUCUAACAGAGAACACACCAAAUGGCAAAAAAGUGCAGAUUCUCUUGGAAGAGCUCCAUGACGUUUACGGAACUUCAUGGGCUACACACCUAAUCGACCUCGAGACAGAUGAGCAGAAGAAGGGUUGGUUUCUUCGUCUGAAUCCAAAUGGCAGGAUUCCAGUCCUUCUGGAUAGCUCCCAGACAGCAUCAGCCAUCUCCAUCAUGGAGAGCCAAGCAAUCCUCACGUACCUUCAGGAAAACUACGACCAGAGCAAUGUAUUUGGAUUUAUUUCUGCAUCCGAGCGAAGCCAAGUAAUGCAGUGGCUGUUCUUCUGGCACUCGUCUGCUCCAGUGCAAGGACACGGUAGACAUUUUAUCAAGGGAGUCAAAGAGCCUAUACCAUAUGCGGCAGAAUACUUCCAAAAGGCCAUGCUCCGCAUAUAUUCCGUGCUCGAAGCUCAUCUCAGCGGACAGCAUCGGGCAAGUUCCGCAACGCCUCGCGAAUAUCUAGCUGGUGACGGUAUCGGCAAGUACACGAUAGCUGAUAUGGGCACUUGGCCCCAUGUUCGCGGUUACCGCUCCCUAGGCUUCUCAGAGGAUGAGAUGCGGCCAAAGUUUCCCCAUCUUCUACGGUGGAUUGAAAGGAUAGAGGCGAGACCGGCGGUGCAGAGAGGCAUUGAUGCUGGGAAGUAUGAUAGUGAGGAGAACUCGGGACUUUUGGUACGGGCUGAGCUGUAAGAUGGGUAUAGGAUGGUCUGAAAAAUGUGAGAGAUGCUUGACGUCGUUUGCAAGACGGAUUGCUUAUGAUUUAUAUAUAGGUAUUAUUUUAAUUGCAAAGAAGAGAGAGAGAUUUGC